Molecule: messenger RNA, 1218 nt
Organism: Annulohypoxylon maeteangense
Lineage: Eukaryota; Fungi; Ascomycota; Sordariomycetes; Xylariales; Hypoxylaceae
Exons: 3
Coding region: 331-1059 (242 amino acids)
Source: RefSeq, a predicted model, not a curated record
CCUCGGGACAUGGCCCACCUUGCUGCCCAGAUUUCUGGGUUCUUCAUAAGGAAGGGGUGUAACGAGGCGUUUGGCCAGCGAAAUCUUUUCUCUCCCCUUGUAUGUUGGGUCGCGGUCAUGCUGUUGCGGCUCAAAAUCUUCUAUGGCGACGUACGUGCUACGAAGACCUUUGAGCCGCACUGCGGGAUGAGGGUUACCCCUCAUCACCUUACGCGGACGCGUGGUAUAUUAAAAGGGUGGACGAAACCAAGUUGACUCGGAUUGUUUUCGAGUUCUUAUGUUUCAACUACAUCUCCAUGUUAUAUAUCGCUUAUUACACAAUACGAGGGAAUGGCCGAGUUUGAUGAUAUCGAGUAUAAGGGUGUCGGAGAAGGUAAGCAUAUCGAUGUGGGCAGUGAUCGAUGCUUUCGGGAUUAUUCCCCUGGUGAUACCGUCAUAAGCCUGAGUGACGAUGGGCAAGCGCUGUAUUCGCGCGCUAUCCCCAACUUUUCAGAACCACCACAAGACUUUCCAAGGUUAAGCUUGAGUUCUCAACAACCGCAACCCGAAAGACACUACGGGAUCUCACCUCCUCUUAGCCAUGAUUCUCUUGUCGCAAUACAGGGACAUAACCCUCCAAGACUGGAAAAUGGACUGUCGCCUCUAGCAAGAUACCGCCGCGACCCACAAGCCCACGAGCAAAUAGCCCUAGGCAUCAAAAUCAACGACUCACCUCUCCAUCUCGACCUUGAAAGCACACCUCCCGUCCCCGCGGAAGCCAACGGGAAGUUACAGUCCGGGGAAAUAUCGUCCCUACACCUAAGUUCAAGCCCAAACCCCACCCCGUCAACAGGCCGCGGAAGUUCAUCCGCAGCUGCGCAGCUGCAGGAACUACUUGGCAUGAUCCAAUCCCCGGAAUGGGAGGACAACUUAUCCCCGGAAGAGCAGGCAGAACACCUGCGCAGAGCCACGAUAUUAAAGCGACGAGUCCGAUCCGAGACGAACCCGAGGGAGUCGAGACCGCCCAAGGUUCGCAAGAGAAGCCGCGCGAGCCCACAUGAUGAGAAGGACCAUCGAUGAUUGUCUUGGGUGAUGGGUUGACUUGGGGAUAGGUAGUAUCAUAGGCUAUAGCACCAAUCACCAUGGAGCUUUCUGAUGAGCAUGGAAGGCUGAAAUAUACCCGGUUCAAUAAAAAUCAUUGGAUAACCAAUUUAUAUCAUCAAUAAUAGGAAAUUCAAU